Pseudogymnoascus destructans is the source of this 1752-nucleotide messenger RNA. RefSeq lists its product as uncharacterized. The transcript has a single exon. The record is from RefSeq and is a predicted model, not a curated record. NCBI's taxonomy places the organism in Eukaryota, Fungi, Ascomycota, Leotiomycetes, Thelebolales, Thelebolaceae. The coding region runs from base 1 to 1752 and encodes 583 amino acids.
AUGUAUGCUACGAUCCAGCCUCGACUUAUUGCUUUACUCAACGAUGAUCAUUCCGAUAGCCAAGGCUUAUACCCCCGGUUCGACCUGCCGCCAUUACAGGAUCCUAAUAUCCUGAAGGCCUCUGGUAGACAUUCGAUCCUAGAGCCAGUGGCGUCAAGGAACGAUAAACAAUCAGCGCGAGGGCCACAACCGAAAAUAUUAAGUUAUGAUGGAGAUUCUCCAGGUUCGCACAAUAAAACCAGGGCCAAGUCUAGCAGCCAAGUUGCUGUGAAUUCGUCUGUCAUAGACAGCAGUGUGGGCGAGCCUUCUGCCCAGUCUUUGCGGAAAAUAUUAUCUGACGACUCCGAAAUAACACACCCAUCUGCGAGCAGAAAGCGGCAACGAUUAGAAGACCGAAGCGGCGAUUUUGUUCAACUUCCUCAACCACCGACGAAACAAAAGGCUGUGAAGCGUGUUGUUCCACCAAUCAUAAUUGGGCUGCACGAACCUCCGCCAAAUCAAGCUGCAGUUUUUCCUCCCAUAGCGUCGAGCUCUUUCCACGAUUCCCAUGGCCGAAACACGCUGAAUACAUCUACGAAUGAAGCAAAAGAGGAUAUAUCUACCAAGGUUCAAGCAAAACAACCCAACCCCCCAGAGGGUCUCCCUGGAAACAAACCUUCUGGCAACAAAAGGGUGGGAGUUCAAGCACGGAAGAAAUGGACGGAUGAAGAGACGAGAAAUCUGAUAUUAGGUGUGCAGAAGCAUGGAAUCGGAAACUGGAAAAGCAUUUUUGAAGAUAAAGAGUUGACUUUUAAUGGUCGGACUCCUGUUCAUAUCAAAGAUCGUUUCCGGACAUGCUUUCCUGGCGCACUUCAAAACGAUAAUAUUAUAAAGCCCAUUUCCAAAGUCAACCGUAAACCAUCGGACUCGUCCAAAUCCCAUAAGGACCCGAGUUCUAUUCCUACAAGGGAAGAGGAUAGUUCGGAUUCCAGCGAUGAUUCAACCGUCAACGAGAAACCGAACAGUCCUCAAGUUAAAUCCACCAAAAAGCCUCGUGCUCACCGGAAAUACUUUGACGACCUUGUGGAACAGGGGGUUGUCAAGGCAUUCCCAAAAUCUACUCGUCGAGGACGCCGGCUGUUUACUGAAGAGGAAGACAAAAAUAUUAAGAAGGGGGUCGAAACAUAUGGGCAGUCAUCGUGGACGUUGAUACAGCGUGAUCCAAAAUUCGGGCUCGAAAGUAGGAAACCAACUGAUAUUCGGGACCGUUUUCGAAAUCUGUUCCGUGACAAGAGUAAUGUUGACGAAGAGGGCGAAAACCCAAGAAAUUCUGCAUCAACCACGGCUUUACUCGAAAUACAGCCUUUAAACGGUGGCUUAUCAUUACCAACUCAAGAAUCUCUUUCUCAAGAUCGCAUGUUUGGUCCAGUUCAAUACUACCCCGACAUUGGUAUAUCCAAGCAAGCCAUGCAACCACCCUCGUUCAACUUCAGGGGUUCGUUCACAGAAUUUCUUGGCCCGCUUCCAGUCACCGAUGCUGCUGAUGCGUUUUCAUUCCCUCCAUCUUUUGACUGGCAGGAUAAUACUGUCCCGUUUUCUAGUACUAUUGGCGAAAUGGAUAUCUCACGACUAUUGCUGGAUGAUAGUUGGGCGGCAGAUCCAAAUUCCAACUUGAAGCAGAAGCAAAGCGUUACCGACAUCAGCAGUAUCUGUUCUGCAAUACCGCCACCGGUACCGCCAUUGAUGUCGAACCAUAACGUGCCAGGGAUGUGA